This is a messenger RNA of Sesamum indicum (sesame), 1906 nucleotides long. RefSeq names its product polypyrimidine tract-binding protein homolog 2. Lineage: Eukaryota; Viridiplantae; Streptophyta; Magnoliopsida; Lamiales; Pedaliaceae. Gene Ontology annotation, molecular function: RNA binding. The record is from RefSeq and is a predicted model, not a curated record.
UCCGCAGGGUGUACAUCGUACGCACCCAUCUCCCUCCCACACAACUAUAAUAAUAAAUCCAAAAAGUGAAAUUAAAAAUCCUGUUUUCUUCUCUUCUCUUACAGGCUAUUUUAUACGCUCUCGGAACCCUAAUUUCCUGAUUCUCUCCUCAGUAAAUUUGUAUAGGUAUAAAAUUUGGCUUACGAUUUUGCAACCGGGUCGUAGUGCCGGAUGUCGUCUGUGUCCAGCCAGCCGCAGUUCCGCUACACUCAACCUCCAUCCAAGGUUCUCCAUUUGAGGAACUUACCAUGGGAAUGCACUGAAGAGGAACUGAUUGAACUAGGGAAGCCAUUUGGGAAAGUUGUAAACACAAAAUGUAAUGUUGGAGCCAAUCGGAACCAGGCUUUUAUUGAGUUUGCGGAAUUAAAUCAAGCUAUUGCUAUGAUAUCAUAUUAUGCCUCAUCAUCUGAGCCAGCUCAGGUACGAGGGAAAACCGUCUACCUACAAUAUUCCAACAGGCAAGAAAUAGUGAACAACAAAACUACUGCAGAUGUUGCUGGAAAUGUACUCUUGGUAACAAUUGAGGGGAAUGAUGCGCGUCUUGUCAGCAUUGAUGUCCUACACUUGGUAUUUUCUGCAUUCGGAUUUGUACAUAAGAUCACUACUUUUGAGAAGACUGCUGGUUUUCAGGCUCUGGUGCAAUUUUCUGAUUCAGAGACUGCCUCCGCUGCCAAGGAUGCCCUUGAUGGAAGAAGCAUUCCAAGGUAUUUGAUUCCAGAGCUCGGACCAUGUUCACUUAGGAUCACAUAUUCCGCACAUACAGACCUGAGCGUCAAAUUCCAAAGUCAUCGUAGUAGGGACUACACCAAUCCUCUCCUUCCUGUUGCUCCUUCAGCCAUAGAUGCAAGCGGCCAGUUCAGUUUAGGAGUUGAUGGGAAAAAGUUGGAGCCCGAGAGCAACGUUCUACUUGCUUCCAUCGAAAACAUGCAAUAUGCAGUCACCUUGGAUGUUUUACAUACGGUCUUUUCAGCAUUUGGGCCUGUCCUAAAAAUUGCCAUGUUUGAUAAAAAUGGGGGUCUUCAAGCUUUGAUUCAGUAUCCCGAUGUCCAGACAGCUGUUGUUGCAAAAGAAGCCUUGGAAGGACAUUGCAUAUAUGAUGGAGGAUACUGCAAGCUUCACAUCUCAUAUUCUCGACACACUGAUCUCAGCAUAAAGGUCAAUAACGACAGGAGCAGAGACUACACAAUCCCCAAUACUCCAGCUUUGAACUCACAACCCUCGUUAUUAGGACAACAACCAUAUCCAGUGGGAGGUCCAGGUGUUCAUGCUUAUGGUGGAGGUGGUGCGCAAUACGCUCCCCCAUCAGACCCUCAUGCAAACCCUUCAGCAGGUUGGAACCCACCUGGCCCUGCAGCACCUCAAUCUAUGCCGAUGCAGAUGCAUAAUUACCCAUAUGGGCCCCCUGCAGGUGCUCCUGCAAUGGGCCCUGGGCCAGUACUACCUCACAGCCAAAAUGGGCUGCCACACUCAUCUCCGAUGCGCCCUUAUCAUCAUCAAUAGCCCAAGUACUUGUGUAAAGCAUGAGUUAUGCAAGUACAGAGGAUACGAAUCCUUCAGUUGACUAGAUGUGGAAACAAACUGCUUCAUGGGCGAUGAUACUGCUCCUUUCUCAUUGUACGUUCUCUUACUGAAUUACCAAUCAGGAUUUUGGUAGUGAAUCCCUUUGAGCUCCUUUGUCAAGUCAAUUAUGCUUUCCACCCUUUAUAGGGAUUGCAUGAGUAUGGACAUUCAGCUUUUUUUCUUUUUUUGGGCAAUUAAUGUGGUAAUAUUGUACAUCUUAAUUCAGUUUUUAAGUACGAACUCGGAGGAUGUAGCUCUGUUGUAAGCAGAUCAGAAUUUGAAUGCCCUUUGCUUAAUUCCGGAUUAA